Molecule: messenger RNA, 3588 nt
Organism: Topomyia yanbarensis
Lineage: Eukaryota; Metazoa; Arthropoda; Insecta; Diptera; Culicidae
Product: sex determination protein fruitless-like
Exons: 7
Coding region: 623-2698 (691 amino acids)
Biological process (GO): regulation of transcription by RNA polymerase II
Cellular component (GO): nucleus
Molecular function (GO): protein binding
Source: RefSeq, a predicted model, not a curated record
CAAGAGCAACAGCAGCACUAGUAGCAAAACAGAAGCAGGGGGAAUUGGUUCGGGUGGAAAUGUUCAUUUAUUGCGUGCUGCGCGUUGUGUGUGUUGAUUGUUUACCCAAAAAAGUCACUAUUAUCUAGUCUCUUCCAUCAAAAAGUUGUCGAAUCGCGUUUAGAACGGUCCAUUGUGCAAUAAUCGCCGUCAUCGUAACGCAACGGGAUCGAAGUCCUUGUCACACGAUCGCGAGUGAAUUGAAGUGGAAAAGUUGUGACCUCAAAAAGCCAAUCUAGUCCCUUCAAAGACGACGACGUCGCUUCAGUGCUGAUGGGAGGAAAAUCGAUGCACUACCGUUUCUAACACACAAAAAUGGCGUCGCGGCGUCCGCUGGGAUCUCGUUCUACUACCAUCGUUGCUUAUCGGGGUCUUCGAGCGUUUGAGGGCAGAUAUUAGAAACUGGUUUGAGCCACAGCCAAGCGGACAAUCGGUUCUGGAAGUGUCUGGGCGACAAAUGUCGAUGUGAGUGAGCUAGGUAUACAACACGAGUCGAAGUUGUCCUUCAAGAGUCUCAAGUAGCUCAAGGUAGUUCGCUUUUGGAAAGCAGAUUAGCUUUUAGGAAGACACAUCACAAUUGACGAUGAGUUCCGGCCAGUCCCAGCAGUUUUGCGUUCGAUGGAACAGUCACCUAGGUAGCAUCGGGGCUGCCUUUCCACAGCUAUUGGCCGGCCAACGGUUCGUGGAUGUGACACUCGCCUGUGAAGGUCAUCAGGUACACUGCCACCGGCUGGUGCUGGCGGCAUGUUCGACCUUCUUCGAGAACCUCCUGGGUGAGAACCCGUGCAAGCACCCAAUCAUCAUACUUCCGCGGGAAAUCAAACUGUGGGCCAUCCAAGCGUUGGUAGAUUUCAUGUACAAAGGAGAAGUGAACGUAUCUCAGGCCGGUUUACCAGAUCUGAUGAAAUGUGCAGAAAUACUGAAAAUUCGUGGAUUGUGUGGGUCGGAUGCCGCGCUCAAUCUGAAUCACAUUAACAGCCCCGCAAGAAGCACCGGUACCGGCAGUACGAUGCUAGCCGGAGCGGCGGUUCACCCGAACGACCCUUCGAAUCAUAGUGGCCAAAGAGGAAGUAGUCCUCAACGUACAGAGCACGGCAAAAUACAGCAAAAUAGUGCUCUCAGUGGUACUAAACCGGGAGGAAACUUCUUGCACAGUCUCAACCUGCAACCUGUAGCCUCAUCAACGCCGGUAAAAGCAUCUAGUCAGCAGCGACCGCAAGAGCGGCAGCCACAAAGUCUUCAACCCAGCGGUGAUGAUGGCGAGAAUAGCGAUAACGGAAGCAGUGGGAAUGAGAUGUGCAUCAAGACGGAGGAUCUGAUCAUAGAUGAAGAUGCUGGAAAAGGCGACGAAGAAGACGACAUGGAAUUAUUAGGAAGCGACAAAAAUCAAGCAGAGGACGACGAUGCUGUCGAGGAUGAAGACAUAGAGGACUAUAUCGAAGAUGUAGAUCAAGACCUCCGACCGCUCGACGAGCGAAAGCAAGAGCGUCACGAAAGUAAUAGUAGUAAUAAUAACAAUGAUUUCACAAUCACCGUCACGGACAACAACAGUAGAACUAGUAAUCAUGCUAAUUCCAAAACGUCCCAAACGAACCAAGUGACCUCUUUAUCCUCCUCGCCUCCGCCGUCGUCGUCAUCGUUGCUGUCGAUUUUAACACGUGGCUCAAUCCGGGUGAAAUCGAACGAAAAUCUCUUUGAUAACCAUAAAAAGCAACUGAAAGAGCACAGAACUCCAAAGAAAUCCGCGAGUCGGCAACACGUGCUCGCGCCUUACGGUAUCGCUAGUAUUGGUGGUGACGAUGGUGAUGGUGGUGGUGGCAUGAGUGUUGACGAUGGGACUGAUUCCGGUGUAUCCGGUCUUCCAUCUUCUCUAGUGUACAAUCGAAACACGAUGGACAUAUACGUGAAACCAAAGAAAGGCAUCGGGGGCGCCAGCACUGCCAGCAAUCCGGAUAUAUCGCUCGAGGAAGGCGGCAGCGAGCUGUCCACCGAUGGCUACGAGAACAUCAUCUGUUCACCCAAUUUCCCCCAGCUUGGCAGCAGUACGAUGGGCAGCUAUCAGGACGAUGAUUAUGACGACGACUUCGACAUACAAAUCCUGCCAGAUGAUAGCUGUAUGACGAAUGGCGACAGCGACGGCGGCGGAGACGAUGAGCUGGUCUAUCCUCCGCCGCUUCUUCCAUUUGGUAAUUCCGAAACUAGCAUCACACGUGUGCCAUCAAUUAAAGGGAUGACCAGAACCAACGGUGGACCAGGCCUACUUUCCUCACGGAGGUAUGGUCGACAGUCUAGCGCAAGAGGUGGUGCCAGUAGGCUACUGAGCCAACUGACCAGGGAUACUAAGGUCCCGCUAGCCAAUGGCGUGGCGAUUCCUCCGUCGGCAUUUGUGCUGAGGAACCCACGCGGUAACCAGCCCCGGUCAUACAAUACGGAUGCUCUGUGGUCGGCCCUGAUGGACGUCAAGGCGGGCGAAAGCAUAUACAGAGCCUCACAAAUCCACAAAGUUCCUCGCAAGACGCUUCGCAACUGGAUGAAGCGUUGGGACAUCAAGUCCGCCUAUCCGAUGCCCCGGCAGCUGAAGGAAGCCGCCGAGAAGAAACGCAUCAUCAAAGAACUGACUGAGCAGGCACAGCACCUCAGCGACGAGCCAAUACCGUAGUGGUAGUUUUUAGCGCCGUAGUGCGGUUUUACAAAGAAAAAAAAAAUGAAAGGUAACAGAUACCAAUAUAUAUAUAUUCGUUUUUCUACAAUUAUAAUUUAACAGCAAAGAAAAAGAUAGUCAAGUCAGUUGAGUAUAUGGCCGGUAAAGAGAGACCUUAAGUAUAUAUACAUAUAUUUUUCAGUUUUAGCAGAUAAGACGUACCAUAGAGCGUGUGUGAAAAAGGACUACUUCCCUAAGAAACGGAACGAAAUGGUUCAAAGCAAAGUCUAGUUCGGUAGUUUUAAGAUUACCCUUAUGUUUCGAAAGCAUAUGAAUAAACAGCCAGAAAAAAAUCUCCUAAUUUUAAGUUUGAUAGUUUACAGUAGGGCUCAUAGCGUCAUUGGCUGUAUAGUUUAGCGCCUAAUCCGGAAUUGUCCGGUGCACCACCGCCAAAGAAAUGUUGGGUUAGAGCGUUAAAACUUAUCAGUGUGUAGGAUUUGAUUUACCCACAGCACUUCCUUGGUCAUACAUAAACCAUUGAGUCAAUCGAUUGGCGUACUUUCAUUUAGGAUAGUAGAUCUAUUUCUAGUCAAAUGUUGAAAAACCAACACCACUAACGUUUUCCCAAGGGAUUUCUACGAUUCUAGUUUAGCGGCUUUAGUCACGCUCGGUUGCAAUGUACCAUUUUCUUUAACCUUAAGUGAUUAUAGAAUAUUUUUUAUACCUAACCGAUAGCUUUUUUCUCGGCACCAAUAAUUUCUAUUGUAGUAGGUACUUAUGAAUACGGAACCUUAAAAAGAGUGUAAGCAAAUAAGAAGUCUUAUUUAACUAUUUUAUUUGAACCAAUCUAGUGUCGUUUCAUCAUCACCAAAUAUGUGAAAGUCAAUAAAGUGAUUUCAUCAAACCAA